Messenger RNA from Mus musculus (house mouse), 3377 nucleotides. It is a transcript of the gene Il6ra, whose product is annotated as interleukin 6 receptor, alpha. Gene Ontology annotation, biological process: interleukin-11-mediated signaling pathway; developmental process. NCBI's taxonomy places the organism in Eukaryota, Metazoa, Chordata, Mammalia, Rodentia, Muridae. The coding region runs from base 158 to 1540 and encodes 460 amino acids. Gene Ontology annotation, molecular function: cytokine receptor activity. The record is from RefSeq and is marked validated. Gene Ontology annotation, cellular component: membrane; plasma membrane; extracellular region. The transcript is spliced from 10 exons.
CACACCGAUCUGAGCCACGCCGGGGCGAGCGCUCGCAGUGCGAGCUGAGUGUGGAGCCCGAGGCCGAGGGCGACUGCUCUCGCUGCCCCAGUCUGCCGGCCGCCCGGCCCCGGCUGCGGAGCCGCUCUGCCGCCCGCCGUCCCGCGUAGAAGGAAGCAUGCUGACCGUCGGCUGCACGCUGUUGGUCGCCCUGCUGGCCGCGCCCGCGGUCGCGCUGGUCCUCGGGAGCUGCCGCGCGCUGGAGGUGGCAAAUGGCACAGUGACAAGCCUGCCAGGGGCCACCGUUACCCUGAUUUGCCCCGGGAAGGAAGCAGCAGGCAAUGUUACCAUUCACUGGGUGUACUCUGGCUCACAAAACAGAGAAUGGACUACCACAGGAAACACACUGGUUCUGAGGGACGUGCAGCUCAGCGACACUGGGGACUAUUUAUGCUCCCUGAAUGAUCACCUGGUGGGGACUGUGCCCUUGCUGGUGGAUGUUCCCCCAGAGGAGCCCAAGCUCUCCUGCUUCCGGAAGAACCCCCUUGUCAACGCCAUCUGUGAGUGGCGUCCGAGCAGCACCCCCUCUCCAACCACGAAGGCUGUGCUGUUUGCAAAGAAAAUCAACACCACCAACGGGAAGAGUGACUUCCAGGUGCCCUGUCAGUAUUCUCAGCAGCUGAAAAGCUUCUCCUGCCAGGUGGAGAUCCUGGAGGGUGACAAAGUAUACCACAUAGUGUCACUGUGCGUUGCAAACAGUGUGGGAAGCAAGUCCAGCCACAACGAAGCGUUUCACAGCUUAAAAAUGGUGCAGCCGGAUCCACCUGCCAACCUUGUGGUAUCAGCCAUACCUGGAAGGCCGCGCUGGCUCAAAGUCAGCUGGCAGCACCCUGAGACCUGGGACCCGAGUUACUACUUGCUGCAGUUCCAGCUUCGAUACCGACCUGUAUGGUCAAAGGAGUUCACGGUGUUGCUGCUCCCGGUGGCCCAGUACCAAUGCGUCAUCCAUGAUGCCUUGCGAGGAGUGAAGCACGUGGUCCAGGUCCGUGGGAAGGAGGAGCUUGACCUUGGCCAGUGGAGCGAAUGGUCCCCAGAGGUCACGGGCACUCCUUGGAUAGCAGAGCCCAGGACCACCCCGGCAGGAAUCCUCUGGAACCCCACACAGGUCUCUGUUGAAGACUCUGCCAACCACGAGGAUCAGUACGAAAGUUCUACAGAAGCAACGAGUGUCCUCGCCCCAGUGCAAGAAUCCUCGUCCAUGUCCCUGCCCACAUUCCUGGUAGCUGGAGGAAGCUUGGCGUUUGGGUUGCUUCUCUGUGUCUUCAUCAUCCUGAGACUCAAGCAGAAAUGGAAGUCAGAGGCUGAGAAGGAAAGCAAGACGACCUCUCCUCCACCCCCACCGUAUUCCUUGGGCCCACUGAAGCCGACCUUCCUUCUGGUUCCUCUCCUCACCCCACACAGCUCUGGGUCUGACAAUACCGUAAACCACAGCUGCCUGGGUGUCAGGGACGCACAGAGCCCUUAUGACAACAGCAACAGAGACUACUUAUUCCCCAGAUAAUCAUCUGGAUGGUACCUGGCAGCUGGCAGGGCACCACGAGAUCAGCACACAAGUUUCUCAUGCGGGUCCCAUCCACCUGGGGUGGGGUGGGGCGGGCGGGGCUGCAGCUUCACUAACCCACAAGAGCUCUGCACAGGUUCUGAGUAGGUGCAGCUGGUGCUGCAUAGGCUCUGAAGGAAGGAAGGGGCUGUGAGGAACACAGGCCAUUGUGAAGACAGCUUGUGAUGACUGAAUAGAGAUGCCCGUCAGCUCCACAUCUGAUAGUGGCUCACAAGCUGCACCCUCAGGAGGCCUCAGAAAGGGGCUCCAAAGGCUGCCCCAGCUGCCUCGCUCUGCCUCACUGCCCCAAGCCACCUUUUAGCUCUCGAACUCCUAAAGUCCAAGCACUUUGCCAUUCUCUUUCCGAGGCCACUGAGGCCGGGUGGAAGCUUGGUUCCGAUUUCCUUCUCAACAUCUGGAAAGCAGCUGGGCCCGGUGGUGGUGACUAAUAUCUCAGGGCCUGAUGGUUUACGCGAGUGACAAUUUCUCACAAGCAGUUUUUAAAUGUGAAUGAUGACCCCAGGCACUGCUGGCUGCGGAGGCUUCAUUUUCCUCUUCGAUCUCAGGACUUCAGGCGAAAAGCGGAGUGGAAGUAGAGAGCGGAUGGGUGUCCACCGUCCUCAUGGUACUUGCGGGAGGUACAGCCUGGAAAACACGUUUCCUGUCCCCCUACUCUCCCAGGAGAGGGAUGAUGGUAGGGGGUGCCUCUUCCAGGGCGGAGAGAACUACUUUACCCCAGCCUUGCCCAUUCUGAUUUCAACUGGACUGGAGCUACUAGGAAAGUCGACAUUCAUGCAAAAAGAAAAAACGUUAACUAGCAAGAAUGCACUUUCAUUUUGGUUUUUAGAGAACUGUUGCCUGUUUCUCUCAAGAGUCUGGAAGAGGCCGCUCACUGCACACUACUGUAUGAACCCUCACUGCCCACCCUGGAGGACCAAGUGCAGUAACGGUAGCCCAAACACCAAGUCAAGUGAAAAUCGAGGGAAAAAAAAAACAAACAAGCAACAAAAAAAAAAAACCAAAACUAAACUAAAAAACAAAUCACCCCCCCAAAAAAAAACAAAACCAAAAACCAAAAAAAACAAAAAAACAAAACAACAACAACAAAAAAAACCCAAACCAACCCGCUGUUUCCUAUAACAGAAAAGCCUUUGGUUUCAUUUUUUAUUUUGAUUUUUUUGUCUUAAAAAGUAUAAAAAUAGCCUGUCCAUGCUCUGCUUCAGGGAAUGAGCCUGUGAACACUCCCAGGCGCAGGCAGGAAGGGUGUCUGCUUCCUGCUACACCUCACUGCCACCUUGGCCUUCCUUGCUUUACGUUUGACUGAGUGGCCUCAGAUGCUUUCCCCUGGGGCUUUGAGGAAUCCAGUGAUGUUAGUGGUCACCGAGGAGACCACAGAGCCACAGUGUGGUGCUUAGAUUAAAGUGACUUCUGCAACCACAGCACCCCACACCUGCCGUCUUACUGAACUAUGCCAGUAACUUGCCUUUUCUGCCACCACCACGAGACGAGACGGGCAGAGCUCGGAAGCUGUCACCCCAUGCCCUCUGCUUGUCCGCUCUAGGGGCCACUGACCUAAGCAUUAGUUAUUUUAUUUUAUUUUAUUUUUUUGUGGGUUUUGUACAUUUUAGGUCCUGUUGCUGUCUUAGAAAAGGCUCUGUAGGUUGACAGAAAAUCAGGCCAAGUAUUCAUGUUUUGUUUUUUUUUUUUUUCCUUCUUUCCUCCUUUGCUAAGUUUUUGGGACUCAAGGGUAGCAAAACUGCUGUGAAAGGGAAAUUUAUUAAAAAUGUUACAGAUCGUG